Messenger RNA from Fusarium redolens, 903 nucleotides. RefSeq lists its product as uncharacterized. The record is from RefSeq and is a predicted model, not a curated record. The transcript is spliced from 2 exons. Lineage: Eukaryota; Fungi; Ascomycota; Sordariomycetes; Hypocreales; Nectriaceae. The coding region runs from base 1 to 903 and encodes 300 amino acids.
AUGCAUCGCAAUAUCUUUCUUUUGGCUGUCGGCCUGAUCGCCGGCUCGGCUUUCGCUAGUCCGUGCAAGCCCCAGGGCACAACUUCCGUCUUCACAACAUCUGAUGUGACUAGCACUGUUGAUUCGUCUGUAACAACGAUCCUGGUGGACACAACCACUGCUGCCACUUCGGAUGCAACAUCGGAGGUGCCCACCACUGCAGAAGUGUCUUCUACUGCUGAACUAUCCGUCACAACCAGCCUCGAGGCUUCAACGACCGCCACUAUUGCUUCGGAUACAACAACGUUGACUUCGGAUUCUGAGUCAUCAACGGUGACAUCCGUCGUGACGACCUCAGAGGCUGAGACAACUACAGCUGCCAUAAGCACCAGCACCGCCCCAGAAGCCAUCCCAACGUACUCACUCCUCGCCAACGGUGGAAAUCUCAACAAUCAACAGCCACAAUCAAACAUCGAACUGACAUCCCUCCUUGUUUUCGACCCGGCCUACCUUCAGACCGGCGGCAUUCGAACGUUCACCAUCGAACCCACCACCGGUCACCUCCAAGAUGCCAACGGAGCUGCCUACUUGUGCGCAUACUACGAAGGCUCUCGCGGCAUCUCCUCUCCGCCUCCAGUCGGGUACUGCGAUCCCAGUAACACUGGCCCCAACAAACCAUUUGCGUACUUGAAAUGCCAGGUCAGCAGUGGCGCUCUUUCAUGCAAUGCCCCCAGGACUACAUGUGAAGAUGGCGAUGACAAUAUGCCGGUUUGCACUACCCCAGCAGGUAAUAACGUGUAUAACAAGUUUUACACCGACACAAAUGGAAUUAGGCCUGGAGGGAAAAGUUCUUAUUGGUAUAUUGGAACUGACAGCCCUGAUCGUCUUACUCCUUUGUCGAUAACUGCUGCCGAGGUGCAAUAG